GGUCACACUGGUCACAAGCGCAACAAAAAAAAAUUUUGCAAUCUUCACAAAAAAUGAUUUAUUAAAAUUGUGUCUUUAUGCUAUGCACACAACCCAAGGCUAACAUGGGAUACGAUGUCAAUCGAUUUCAGGGAGAAGUGGACGAGGAGCUAACAUGCCCCAUUUGCUCUGGCGUACUGGAGGAUCCGCUGCAGGCGGUCAUGUGCGAGCACGCCUUCUGUCGCGGGUGCAUCAACGAAUGGCUGACACGGCAGCCCACGUGCCCUGUUGAUCGCAACGCUCUGACGACAGCGAAUCUACGUGCCGUGCCUCGUAUAUUGCGCAACCUACUGUCCAGACUAUCAAUUACCUGUGACAAUGCACCGUAUGGCUGCACCGCUGUGCUCAAACUAGACGUAUAUAAUUCUCAUUUAGAGGACUGCAUUCACAAUCCGAAGCGUCCCUUUCCCUGUGAAAAAGGCUGUGGCUUCGACAUACCCAAGGACGAGCUAAAGGACCACAAUUGCGUGCGGGAGCUGCGCACGCUGAUUGUCAAGCAAACUGAGAAAAUGGGGGAGCUCAAAUCGGAGCUUACUGACCAGCAGCUGACCAUCAAUGAACUGAAAAGGGAGCUGCAGCUGUUCAAGGACUUUAUGCGUGCCAUGCGCGUCUCCAAUCCGGCAAUGCGCGCGAUAGCCGACCAGAUGGAGCGUGACGAGGUUAUUCGCUGGAGCAGCGCCCUGCCCCGAGCCAGGGUCACGCGCUGGGGAGGAAUGAUCUCUACGCCCGAUGAUGCACUGCAGCUCAUGAUCAAGCGCGCUCUGUCCGAGUCGGGCUGUCCACCACACAUUCUGGAUAGUUUAAUGGAGUUCUGCCAUGAGAGACGCUGGCCGCGAGGCCUUAGCUCGCUAGAAACGCGUCAAAAUAACCGCAGAAUCUAUGAUAACUACAUCUGUCGGCGCAUUCCAGGCAAACAAGCUGUGCUCGUGCUGAGCUGCGAUAACCUACACAUGACUGAGGACGUGAUGAUCGAUCCGGGCUUGGUUAUGAUCUUUGCCCAUGGCAUCGAAUAGGCAACCACUACCACUACUUAUCUUAGGUCAAGUUCUCACAAUAAUCCCCCACCCCAACAGUGCUCAGUUUUGUUGAUUCCUUAACAAUUAAGUUUAAGCAUUGAAAUCGCAUUAAGAAGAAGCUCUCACUCGAGGAUGAACCAUAGGAAGACCAUUACCAUUAUCAUACCAUUCAAGCGCCUCAUGACGACUUUCAAGUUGUACAAAAAACAUUUACUCAUACGUACAGUUAUUUCGGAUCAUUGUUUCUUAUAUUCCAUUUAGCUUGUAACAAAUUAUUCCCCACGUUUAUACACCCAACAGCCAAGAACAUCAACAAUAACAA
Messenger RNA from Drosophila subobscura, 1377 nucleotides. It is a transcript of the gene elgi, whose product is annotated as E3 ubiquitin-protein ligase NRDP1. Gene Ontology annotation, biological process: protein K63-linked ubiquitination; tumor necrosis factor-mediated signaling pathway; positive regulation of JNK cascade. The coding region runs from base 78 to 1052 and encodes 324 amino acids. The transcript is spliced from 5 exons. Gene Ontology annotation, cellular component: plasma membrane signaling receptor complex. The record is from RefSeq and is a predicted model, not a curated record. Gene Ontology annotation, molecular function: ubiquitin protein ligase activity. NCBI's taxonomy places the organism in Eukaryota, Metazoa, Arthropoda, Insecta, Diptera, Drosophilidae.